Cyanistes caeruleus (blue tit) is the source of this 568-nucleotide messenger RNA. Lineage: Eukaryota; Metazoa; Chordata; Aves; Passeriformes; Paridae. The record is from RefSeq and is a predicted model, not a curated record.
UCGAUUACACGAUUUAUCCCCUUUGACAAUAUUGAUUAUACGAUUAAUCAUCUGGUCUAUCCCGUCCCCGCCCGGCGGCCGCAGGUGGUGUUCCGGAACGCUCUGGAGAUCGGCUUCCUGGGCGGGCAGUACUUCCUGUACGGGUUCCGCGUGCCGGCCAUCUUCGAGUGCGACCGCUACCCCUGCGUCAAGGAGGUGGAGUGCUACGUCUCGCGGCCCACCGAGAAGAGCGUCUUCCUCGUCUUCAUGUUCGCCGUCUCGGGCGUCUGCGUCCUGCUCAACCUGGCCGAGCUCAACCACCUGGGCUGGCGCAAGGUGCGCGCCGCCGUGCGCGGGGCCCGGGCGCGCCGCAAAUCCCUGGGGGAGGCGCGCAGGAAGGAGCCGGCGGCGCCCGCGCCCGCCCUGGGCAGGACGCAGUCCAGCGAGUCGGCCUACGUGUGAAUUUGAUGGGAUAAUUGGGAUAAUUGGGAUUGGGAUUGGGAUUGAUCGGGGCAGGACGCAGUCCAGCGAGUCGGCCUACGUGUGAAUUUGGGAUUGGGAUAAAUGGGAUAAUUGGGAUUGGGAUAAU